Messenger RNA from Fusarium musae, 1602 nucleotides. RefSeq lists its product as uncharacterized. The transcript is spliced from 3 exons. Lineage: Eukaryota; Fungi; Ascomycota; Sordariomycetes; Hypocreales; Nectriaceae. The coding region runs from base 1 to 1602 and encodes 533 amino acids. The record is from RefSeq and is a predicted model, not a curated record.
AUGCAGGUCAAAGGCGUAAUCAUUGCUCUUCUGGGCAUCUCUGCCAUUACUGAAGCUGCUGUUGUCCAAAAACGACACCCCCUGGCCCGCGCUCUCCAACGACGACAAUUCGGCGGCGGUCGGUUUGGAGGUGGUGGCCGUGGAGGAGGAGGCGGUGGCGGCAACAAUGGUGGUCAGAACAACGGCCAAGCCAAUAACGGCGGUAACAACGGCGGCAACAACGGCGGCAAUAAUAAUGGAGGUAACAACGGAGGAGGCGGCGGCGGCAACACUCUGGACGCCAACGCCGUGCAAACUGGCUCGCAGCAAGAUGGCAACAACCCCGGAUCGGAUGAGCAAGCUGCCUCUGCAACGGAUAACAACAACUUCAUCAACUUCUGUGCUGGCCAGACACUCACCAAUGGAGAGCAAAACCGGGACGGCUCAUGUAACGGUAUUCCUAUGGGAAAGAUUCCCGGAGCCAACAACAUGGUUUCUUCAGUCUUCACAUCACCUCAAAACGGUGACAACAUUGAAGCCAAUCAAGACUUUGAUAUCUCAGUGCAGUUUAUCAACUUUGCAGCUGGCUCGUUCACUAAUGCAACAACCACCUACUAUUCUGCUCCCCAGGACCUCGACGGUGGUGGUAACAUCAUCGGUCAUACCCACGUCACUGUCCAAGACACUGGCGAUAGUCUGAACCCUACUCAGCCUUUGGACCCUCAGCAGUUUGCCUUCUUCAAGGGUAUCAACGACGCUGGUAACGGCCAAGGUCUCCUGACUGCCAAGGUUGACGGCGGCCUACCUGCCGGUAACUACCGUAUCUGCAGUAUGUCUGCCGCAUCCAACCAUCAGCCUGUCCUCAUGCCUGUUGCUCAGAGAGGAGCACAGGAUGACUGCAUCCGUGUCACCGUUGGUGGUGGCAACGGUGGUAACAACGGCGGUAAUAACGGAGGCAACAACGGAGGCAACAACGGCGGUAAUAACGGAGGCAACAACGGCGGUAAUAACGGAGGCAACAACGGCGGUAAUAACGGAGGCAACAACGGAGGCAACAAUGGAGGUAACAAUGGAGGUCAGGGAGGUCAGGGCGGUAACAAUGGAGGUAACAAUGGAGGUCAAGGUGGUGGCCAGAACGGCGGCAACCAAGGUGGCCAAGGUGGUGGUCAAAAUGGAGGUCAGAAUGGUGGAGACCAAGCAGCUGAUGCCGGUGGUGACCAGAACGCUGGCGGCCAAGGUGGUGACCAGAACGCUGGCGGCCAAGGUGGUGACCAGAACGCUGGCGGCCAAGGUGGUGACCAGAACGCUGGCGGCCAAGGUGGUGAUCAGAACGGAGGCCAAGGUGGUGACCAAAACGGAGGCCAAGGUGGUGACCAAAACGGAGGAGACCAAGCAGCUGAUGCCGGUGGUGACCAGAACGCUGGCGGCCAAGGUGGUGACCAGAAUGCUGGUGGCCAGGGCGGCGAUCAAAACGGAGGUCAGGGAGGUCAGGGCGGCCAAGGCGGUAAUGGAGGUAACCGAGGUGGCUUCGGUGGUGGUGGUUUCGGCCGCGGUGGCUUCGGUGGUUUCCAAGCGGCUUCAGCAGGGGAUGAGUCUGGCAACAAGACGACCUCAGCAGCAUGA